CACCUUCAAACCGUUCUGCAAACUAUCGCCCAUCCCAUCUCAAAUUUCCACACCAUCCAUUGAAGUCGCUUGCGUACAUAACUUCCCAACAAACGCCCAAAAUGCAGGACGCCAAUGACGCCGCUAAGCGGAUUUCGGAAUCACUUGCGGGAGCGGCUAGUAGUGCUAACAAGGAAGCCAACAAGAGUGUUGCCAAAGAUCCACACAAAAGUCUCUCCACUAGGCUUGCCGAUGCGAAGAAAACCAAAAGAAAAAAGAGAAGCACUAGGGUCCACGAUAUUCUCGACCCAAACUGCAAUCGACGUCCUCAUUUUUUUUUCCUCCUUUUGGUGAUUAUGAAGAGGAUAUGCAUGGCUAAUAAUAUCAUGUACCUACAUAAAUAGUUCCCUCUUGUUAUCAAACUUACCGAAGAAAUUUUUUAUCUUUUG
Molecule: messenger RNA, 428 nt
Organism: Puccinia graminis f. sp. tritici CRL 75-36-700-3
Lineage: Eukaryota; Fungi; Basidiomycota; Pucciniomycetes; Pucciniales; Pucciniaceae
Exons: 5
Coding region: 102-383 (93 amino acids)
Source: RefSeq, a predicted model, not a curated record